AUGUCUACUCCCUCAACGGCGACAGCCACGCAUCCUUCGCAUCACCAACAACACUACGCAUUCCCUCAUCAUCACGCCUACCAGCCAACCGCCUCCUUUCCUGCCACAACCACUGCAGGGACCACUCGCCUAGCCACCGUACCUUACCCGUACGCCGCCAACCCAUCGACCGCCCCCCUUCCGUAUACCCAAUCUCCAAAAAUGGCGCAGCCGACUCCUACCCUGGCGGCCAUGGCUCCCGCUCAGAACGGCGUGGGCACCAGCACGCCUGGCUCGGAUCAAAGCAGGAGAAGGAAGAAGCCGGAUUGGGGCGAGUUUUACAAAAAUGGUCUUCCGAAGGAGGUGAUUGUCAUCGAUGACACUCCUCCCCCGGAGCAGGCUCAGGUCAAGGCCCGAAAUGCUGCCAACGCAAAUGCCGUGGCGGCGAAUGGUGCAGUGGCUCAACCCGCCGGCAAGAAGCGGCGCACUGGGGUCGAAACCGCCUACGAUCUGGGCUACUACGAUCGUCCAUCCUUCUCGACCAUCCCUCAGCACUACGGAGAGGAAUCAUCCGCUGCCUCCAUCUCGACCGACCGGACGACUUCCUUACAUACCACGGCUCCUACAUCCCUGGGGUCAACAGGCAGUGCUGGUGCAAGCAAUGGGGCAUACUACGAAGAUGCCAACGUGGGUCAGAAGCGGAAGCGAGUAACAACUCGCAAGUCUGCGCGCGAUGAGCAGAAACGGCGGGAGCUGGAAACGGCGGGUGAUGCCUUUCUGAGUUAUAUUCCCCCGCCCAAGCCUCCGAUCAAGGCCAAGGAUGUCCCCGUACCGGUCAUCCGUGAUUAUGGAAACCGCCAUGAGAAAUUUGACGACAAUGAUGGUCAUUAUAUUGUGAACCCAGAGACUCCCUUAACGGAUCGAUACUCGAUCAUCAGGCUACUCGGACAAGGUACCUUUGGCAAAGUGGUUGAGGCGUAUGACAAGCAGCGCAAAACUCGUUGCGCAGUGAAGAUCAUUCGAUCAAUACAAAAGUACCGGGACGCGUCGAGGAUCGAACUUCGGGUUCUGUCCACUUUGGCAUCAAAUGACAAGUCCAACCGGAACAAGUGCAUUCAUCUGCGCGAUUGUUUUGAUUUCCGGAAUCACAUCUGCAUCGUCACGGAUCUUUUGGGCCAAAGCGUCUUUGAUUUUCUCAAGGGCAACGGUUUCGUUCCGUUCCCGAGCAGUCAAAUUCAGAAUUUCGCCCGUCAACUCUUUACCAGUGUGGCUUUCCUCCAUGACCUCAAUUUGAUCCAUACCGAUCUGAAGCCUGAGAACAUCCUCCUGGUCAACAACGCCUACCAGACCUUUACCUAUAAUCGCACAAUCCCCUCCUCUUCGCAUGCCAUUUCGCGUAAUGCUCGUCAGCGACGUGUACUGUUGGACAGCGAGAUCCGUCUCAUUGAUUUCGGCUCUGCCACUUUCGAUGAUGAGUAUCACUCCUCAGUCGUGUCCACCCGGCAUUAUCGGGCCCCCGAAAUCAUUCUGAACCUGGGCUGGAGCUUCCCCUGUGAUAUCUGGAGCAUCGGAUGUAUCCUUGUGGAGUUUUUCACCGGAGACGCUCUCUUCCAGACACAUGAUAAUCUCGAACAUCUUGCCAUGAUGGAGGCGGUCAUCGGACAGCGGAUUGACACGAAAAUGGUGAAGCAAACAACACAAGGAGGACGAAAUGGGAGCCAGAACCAAGCAGCCAAAUACUUUAAUCGGAACAAACUCGACUACCCUAACGAGGAGACGACACGGGCGUCCCGGAAGUACGUGAGGGCCAUGAAACAGCUCACGGAUUUUAUCCCGACCAGCACUACGUUCCAUCGCCUAUUCCUGGAUCUUCUGCAGCGCAUCUUUGUUUACGAUCCCAAGAAUCGUAUCACCGCCAAGGAUGCUCUGAAGCAUCCGUGGUUCAAGGAGUCUUUGAUUGAUGAUGGCACCGAGGCUCUUCGGAUCGGACAACAACUGCAACGCAACGGCGGUCAACGCAGCUAG
Molecule: messenger RNA, 2004 nt
Organism: Aspergillus clavatus NRRL 1
Lineage: Eukaryota; Fungi; Ascomycota; Eurotiomycetes; Eurotiales; Aspergillaceae
Product: putative protein kinase (Lkh1)
Exons: 6
Coding region: 1-2004 (667 amino acids)
Biological process (GO): protein phosphorylation
Cellular component (GO): nucleus
Molecular function (GO): ATP binding; protein kinase activity
Source: RefSeq, a predicted model, not a curated record